UAUAUAUAUAUAUAUAUAUAUAUUCAACACAAGCUCAGAUAAGACAGAUAAUGGCGAGCAGAAGAAAAUCAACAACGCCUUGCAUGGUCCCUCCUGUUCAAAUGGUGGAUUCAGACCCUGACAUGGAGGUCGUUAAAGAGGGAGACGGAGAGGCUGAGGAGGGGGCCGCUAACUGUCCUGUGGAAAACUCAACUGAAAGCAUCCCGAAUGAGGAUGACUCACAGGCCAUCGACCACUUCAUUAAAACUAUGGACUCGAGUACGGCAGAAGGAGGUUAUGAGUGCAAGUACUGCAGCUUUCAGACCUCACAGCUCAAUAUGUUUACCUUGCAUGUGGACACUGAGCACCCAAAUAUAGUUCUAAACUCAUCUUAUGUGUGUGUUGAAUGUGACUUUCACACCAAGAGAUAUGAUGCAUUGUUGGAGCAUAAUGCACGUCACCACCCUGGAGAAGACAAUUUCACCAGGACUAUGGUGAAACGCAACAAUCAAACCAUCUUUGAGCAUCAAAGCAUCAACCAUGACUUGACCUUUGAUGGCAGUUUUGUUAAGGUUGAGGAGGAUGAUGACACAUCCUGUAAGGGUAUUGCCCUAAGCAAAACGCCAAUCAUGAAGAUCAAGAGUAGGUCUGAGGCCAAGAAGUUUACAGGGUCACACAAAAUGGCAGAUUACAGUGUCAUUAAAGUGGAGAGUGAUGGGGAGGAAGAGAUGGAGGAGGUGGUCCCCCCUCCUGUCACCCCCAAUGUAGUGGCUGUGUCGACCCCUCUGACCAUUCAACCUAUUCAGCAAAGCAUAAUGGUCAACAGCCCAAACGUGCUCCAAAUAAAGACCAGUAACUCUGCCACAAUGCUCCCCCCAGGGACAUUGGCUCAAGUUCUGUCUGCCUUACAGAAUCAGCAGACCUCCCAGACCCAGCUCCUCAUCCCGGUCAGUAGUAUCCCCACAUACAAUGGGGCCAUGGACAAUAAUGUCCUGCUGGUCAGCGCCUACAACAGGUUCCCUUACCCAUCUGUGUCAGAAAUCAUGGGCCUAGCAGCCCAAACCAAGUUCACAGAGGAGCAAAUAAAGGUAUGGUUCUCUGCUCAGCGGCUGAAGCACGGUGUGAGCUGGACCCCGGAGGAGGUGGAGGAGGCCAGGAGGAAAAAGUUUAACGGCUCAGUGCAGGCGGUGCCACAGACCAUCACUGUCAUCCCAGCCAAUUUUGCAACAGCAGCCAAUGGCCUGCAGUCCAUCUUUCAGACUUGUCAGAUUGUAGGGCAACCAGGGAUGGUUUUGACUCAGGUCGGGGGUGGCAACGCUGUCCCUGUGGCCUCACCCAUCACGUUAGCUGUAGCUGGGAUCCCCAACCCCGGAACCAGUGUCAGUAAGGUGCCAGAACCCUCCACCUCUGAGACCGCUUCUCCACUCAGUCCCGAUUCCCUGGGAGCGCGACCUAAAAAAUCCAAGGAGCAACUAGCAGAGCUGAAGGCCAGUUACCUGAGACGACAGUUUGCCACUGAGGCAGAAAUCUCUCGGUUGAUGAAGGUCACUAACCUCACCAAAAGAGCAAUAAAGAAGUGGUUCAGCGAUACACGCUAUAACCAACGCAACUCAAAGGACCACCACGGCGUUGCCUUAAAUGACAUUUCAGUCAGCGCCAACAGUAACGACGGCAGCAGCAGCACAGCCAUUGUGAUCGACUCCAGCGACGAAGCCAGUGAAUCCUCUCCGACAACCCAAGGGCCCAUUUAUGAUCCACGAAUCAAGUUCCGCCACGCCUUUCCUGACUUCACACCUCAGAAGUUCAAGGAAAAGACUCCGGAGCAGCUUCUGCUUUUGGAGGCCAGCUACCAGAAGUCUGACAAACCUAGCGAUGAGGAGCUAAGUAGGCUUAGAAUGGAGACUAAACUGACUAGGCGAGAGGUGGACGCCUGGUUCUCCGAGAGGAGAAAAAUGCCAGUGGACUCUGAUGGCGCAGAGGAGCCGGAGAGUGAACGGAUCAAAGCGCCUUCCUCUGGGCAAGAGGCUCAGACUCCACCCAGCGGCCGAAAGAUAAUGAAGAAAACCCCAGAGCAGCUACACGUCCUGAAAAGCACCUUUGUUCGUACCCAGUGGCCCUCUGCUGAAGAGUACGACAAGAUGGCAGAGGAGAGCGGGUUACCCAGAACCUACAUUGUUAACUGGUUUGGAGACACCCGGUAUGCCUGCAAGAACAGUAACCUGAAGUGGUACUACUUGUACCAGAGUGGAAAAGUUAACGAGGCAAUGAACGGAGGUGAACUUAAGAAGAAGCCACGGAAACGCUUUCGGGGUUGGUCCAGGAGGACGAGGCGGCCAUACCCCUGCAAACAAACAACCCCUGCCAUCAAAGUCAAGACGGGUAAAGAGAUUUUAAAGGAGCACUACCUCAAGCAUAAGGUCUUAAAUGAGAAAGAUUUGGAUGAACUGGUGGCCAAGUCCAGUAUGAGCUAUGAGCAGGUGCGGGACUGGUUUGCGGAGAUCAGCAGGAGGGAAGAGAAAGGCCUUGACCCUUUCAGUGACGGUGAAGAGGAGACGCAUGGCGACAGUGAGGCAGAGAUGGAAGUGAAAGAGCAAGGGGAUGUCGUCACUGAUGAAAAAAACGAUAACAAAGAUGAUGAAAAUAACAAUGAUGAAGUUGAAAAUAAUGACAAUGAAACCACGGAAGAGCCUCAAUGUAUCAAGCAAUCACAGCCGGAGUCAGAGGAUCAGUGAUUAAAGAAUUCACAUUGGUUGCCUACAGAAGAGAUGAAAAACACAGGUGAAAUGUACUAAGUGUUUGUGUUAUACUGCACCAGACACAAAGAAACAAGAGAAGGUGUAUGAUGCCAAAUAAUUUUAGCAAGGAAUAAUAGAUACAUACAGUAUGUUUUACCUUUGUUUAAAAUACUAUUUGGUCUUUUGGGACAUUUUAGUCAUUUGACCUUGCUAUCUUUACUAAAUCCAAGACAUGUCGAUGAGGUUAAACCUCA
Messenger RNA from Salmo salar (Atlantic salmon), 2968 nucleotides. RefSeq names its product zinc fingers and homeoboxes protein 1-like. Gene Ontology annotation, cellular component: nucleus. Gene Ontology annotation, molecular function: DNA-binding transcription factor activity, RNA polymerase II-specific; DNA binding. The record is from RefSeq and is a predicted model, not a curated record. NCBI's taxonomy places the organism in Eukaryota, Metazoa, Chordata, Actinopteri, Salmoniformes, Salmonidae. Gene Ontology annotation, biological process: regulation of transcription by RNA polymerase II.